Lagopus muta (rock ptarmigan) is the source of this 11043-nucleotide messenger RNA. It is a transcript of the gene COLEC11, whose product is annotated as collectin subfamily member 11. Lineage: Eukaryota; Metazoa; Chordata; Aves; Galliformes; Phasianidae. The transcript has 7 exons. Bases 8697 to 9530 code for a protein of 277 amino acids. The record is from RefSeq and is a predicted model, not a curated record.
UUGCCAUGGCCUUCUUAGGUUAUUCUUGACACUGUCAAAGCACUGCUGUGCAGGAGAGAGUCUAGUCUGCACAGAGAAUCAGUUUAGAAAAACAUAAUGAAAAAUGUCAAUUAUUGCUUUUUUGGAGAGAAUGUGAAGACUUACCUUAGAGUAGUUGUACAACUGAAUUGUCCACAUAAGACUGUCAGUUGGAGACUCAUGUUCCUGAUGUUAGUAGUGUUCUACAAAGCAGGUGUUGACCUUUGAAACAUAAAGCAAUGACAUACCUGAAAAAUGGGUCUAAUAUUUUGGGAAAUGCUUGGGAAGGCAGAGACUGAAUUCGAAGUAACCUCCAUGCUUAUUAAGUGACAGAACUAUGAUACUGGCUCUUAUCUAAAAGCAAUUCUUGAGGCUUCCUGUUCCCAAAAGAAUAAAAUGGGAAGACAUUUUCAUUACUGAGGGAUUAACCAUCUUUCUGGAUGCACAUUACAGUUGUGUAGUAGUUGAUCUUGCUCUCAGAAGUCGUGAAUUUUAGUUUCCAUGUAUUAGCAAGUAUGUGUAUUAGUACUGGAGUAACUUAGGUAGCCAGGCCAUCUCUAAUAACUUAAAGCAGGGAUAGAUGGGCCAUGGUGAAGAAAUGACUUCUGGAAUGGUAUCUCUUCGUGGCAUUCUACCAUAAUUCCAGAUAUCCUUGGCCAUAUGGGGGGGAGAAGUGGGGGAGGACUAGCUGUAUGAUAGCAGCUGUGACAUGCUCCAAAAGCCAUGCAUAGUUGACAUCUGUACCUGUGUCUGGAAACACCUGCAGCACCAUUAUUUCCAGCUCAUGGCAGAACGACUCUUUGGACUUGUGUGUAAAUGUUCUAAGCAAUUUAUAUUAAUUUAGUGCUUAACCCUGCUGAACUGACUAUUCUACUACUUAGGAGGAAGUGGAUAAUAUAAUAAAAGGCACCUCGUUACAGAGAUGGCCUAAUAGAUGGAGAGAUAAAUAGGUAAUGGACCAUAUACCAGAAGCUCGUAAUAGCUUGCAUGUAUCCCUAGAGAGUAAAUUGAAGCAAGUGCCACUUAUUGGGAGUAUUUGUACCUUUACAUCCUUUUCUCGUUUACUGUAGUUUUGUUGGCUUCCUACCUUACAGCUCUUUUCAAGAAUGAAGCUAUUUGAGUUGUGCUGUAGUUUCUGUUUAGUAGCGUAGGGCAGAUAGUAGUAGGUGGCUGUUUUUGAUGCAGACAAUACAAAGAGGAUGAAGCACAUAUAUAUUCCCUGUUGUAAUUAGUAGCUAGUUUAGAGCUACUUACUGAGAAGGCUUGAUUUUGCACAAAAACAGGCUGUAAUUUUAAGAAAUUUACUUAUUUUAAGGCCUUUUUCUCUCUCCUUCUGUCUCUGGAGUAUAUUCUUGAAUUCUGUCUGUUUGGGUGGAGUAAUUCCAGAAGAUUGUAUGGCAAAAGGUAUGAUAGAAUUCAGAUUUUCAUCAAUAAAAUGGGCAUUAGUCUGGUUGAUGACAUGGGGUUUGGGGAGGAAAUCUAUUCUCAAGUCAGAUGUGUUACUAAACUUUCUUCUGCAGCAGUCAGAGGUGAUAUCCUGUGCAAAUAGUUGCUAGCAUGGGUUGGAAGAAGCAGUUAAGGGACUGUAUGGAGACUUAGCAGAUGUUGUCUGCGUUUAGGUAGACGUUGCUGAGCCUACUGAGGCUGUGUAACAUCUGCAAGUAGAGGUAGUUCUCAGACUGCAAUCUUCAGUAGGCAGUAUUUCUUUUUUCCAUGGUGAAAUAGGUUUGCUCUCUUAGUAAUGAAAAUGUCAGUAGCAGUUCUAGUUUUGAUGCUCUGGGGGGCUUGGUGUGGAAAUCAAGUAAACUGAACACAAAGAUUGCAAAUGUUUGCAGGCAUUGCCAGCAGGCUGUGGAAUUUUUUUCUUGGCUGUCAUAGUAAGCCCUUUGAACUACAUGAAAUGCAGAGGCCCAUGAUGGUCCUAUAAGCAAAUUGUUUGAAAUGGUAACACAUAAAACGAUGUUUUUUAUAUAAACUAAGCUACAAGUAAAGAUGAGUGUUUGUAGCAUAAAAAUACCAGGCUGAAUGCUCAGCAAAAGACUUUUGUCCUAGUUUACCUUCAUUCAUGGACUCCCUUGUGCCUUAGUGUCAGUGAUACAGUCAGACAACUCCCUUUCUCCCUUGACAAGUGCAUCAAAUGAAUGCCUGCAAUCUGGAAAGUCAGUAGAUGCCAUCUGGUCAAGUGCUAAUGAGGCUGAUGGAAUACUGAUGUCAAAUGUUACCUUAACCUAAAGGAGCCUCCAAAUGAGAUGAUGCUAGACUUUCCCUGUACCUUUCAUGUGCUGUCACAUUUGAACUCUGAAAGCAUGAUUCCUCAGGAGUUAAUUAUUGGUCCUUGUGAAAAAGUGAUGAGGCAUUCUGUAUGAAGGCCUGUGCAGCAAUUGUAUGUAGACAGUGUCAAUGUGGAGAGACAGAUUGCAUACUAAUAAGUAUAGAAAAACAGAUUCUUGCCUAGAGUAGCCCAAUCAAGCAAAAUGAGAAACAAAGACGCUGUGCUGUUAGGUGUUCUUAACUCUUGAACCUGAUAAGACUUUCCAUUUGAAUUUUGCUGAUGUCCUCAAAUAUUUUUAUCUGUAAGGAAAGUUUCUCCUGGUUGAUGUCCAUUGGAAUAGGUAUAUAGAUGUGUUACUGGUCUAGUGUGGACUGUGCUUGAAGUGCUUGACUUAUUGAUGUGUUACUUUAAUGCAUGAUAACACAUCUUAUAAGUCCCUCUUGAGUGUAAGUAGGGGUAUCUGGCAAGUGGGACACCUACAGCUCAGUCAGGUGCUCAGAUCCCCAUUCAGCCUGACCUUAGGUGUCUCCAGUUGUGGGGCAUCCACCAUUGCUCUGGGCAACCUGUGCCAGUGUAUUGCAAACAGUACCGCCCACACAGUGCCUCACUGCCCUUGUAAAACAAACAAACAAACAAAAAAAACCCUUCUUCCUUAUAUCCAAUCUAAAUCUCCCUCCUUCAGUUUGAAAGCAUUUCCCCUUGUCCUGCCUCAGCAGACCCUGAUAAAGAGUCCAUCCCCUUCUUUCUUACAGUCCUCCUUUAGGUACUGAAAGGCCACUCUCAGAUCACCUCAAAGCCUUCUCUUCUCCAGACUGAACAACCCCAGCUCUCUCAGCCUUCAAACAGUGUUAAAAGAAAUAUGUUUUCAGUGUUAAAAGAAAUAUGAAAAUGUUGCUCUUGUGUUAUGCACUUCAAGAAUCUUUUUCCUGUGCCUGUACAUUUCCUAAAACUUCUAAGCAGGAAGCUUUAGUCUAAUUUUGAGUUGCAUCUGAAAGCCAGAGCAAUACCAAAAAAAAACUCCCCUAGACUGUCUUUGAUCUUCUGUGGUAUGGGCUUUCUAGUUUCUAUAGCUGUAUCAAAUGAUAGGAAAAAAAAACUUGAUAAUGGAAAGUCGUACAGUCACAGAAAAAGAAGCAUUAUGGCUAGACUAGGGGAGUGUGAGUCUCUUUCCACUAGACAAGCUUGACUGCAGCAUCGAUCAGUGCAAAUCAUUGAUCUUUUUGUAAGUGGUUUUGCUAUGCUUCUUAUUGCUGCCCUUGAGUGUGUGUGCAAAAAGUUAUCCCCUACAGAAAAUUGCAUGUACUUGAUCUUAUUUGUUGUGAUCAAGAGGAGAAAGUCUUUGGCUUUGUUUCUGAAUGCAGGUGCAGAUACUGCGUCUUCCAGCCAUCAGUUUCUUCUAUUCCUUCUUUCUUUUUUUCAGGAAAAUCAUUCUUAAGCUUACCACAGUGUUGCUGCUGUGGGGUGUUGUUAAAUAGUUAAUAGCUAAUGGGCCACGUAAUGUUACCAGCUUGGAUUUCUGUGUUGAUGUAGAAUCAUAGAAUUGUUCGAGUUGAAAGUGACCUUUAAAGUCCAUCUAGUCCAACCCCCCUGCAAUGAACAGGGAUACUACGGCUAAAUCCAGUUGCUCAGAGCCAUGUCCAGCCUGACUUUGAAUGUCUCUGGGAAUGGGACAUCCACCACCUCUCAGAGAACCUGUUCCAGUGCUUCACUACACUUACUUUAAAAAACAAAAAACAAGCAAACAAAAAACAAGGAAAAAAAACCCCACAGCUCGGGAGAUGUUUCAUGUCUUGGAUCAUUUUUGUGCCCUUCCUCUGGAUGCUAUCUAGCGGAUCCACAUUUCUCCUGUACUGAUGAUUCCACGUCUGGACAUAGUACUCCAGGUGAGGUCUCAACAGCACAGAGAGGCAGGAUCACAUUCUUCAACCUUCUGAUCACACUUCUUUUGAUGCAGCCCAGGAAACGAUUGGCUUUCUGGUCUAUGAGGUCGUAUUGCUGGCUCAUAUCCAGCUUGCCACCCACCAGUACCCCCAGGUCCUUUUUGGGCUGUGCUCAAUCCUUUUGUUUGCAGCUUUUACUGAUGGUAGAGUUGUUAUGACCCAGAUGCAAGACCUUUCCACGUGGAUUUGUUGAACUUCAUGAGGUUCUGGGCCUGCUACUCAAGCCUGUUUAGGUCUGGAUAGUAUCCUAUCUCUCAGGCAUGUUGACCACACCGUAUAGCUUGUAUCAUCUGCAGACUUACUGAGAAUGUGCUUGAUCUCAAUAUUGAUGUAGCUGAUGAAGAUAUUAAAGAACAUCUGUCCAAGUACUGAUCCCUGAUGGAUACCACUUGUUCCUUAUCUCCAUCUGGACACUGAGCUAUUGACCAUCACCCUGAGUGCAGUGUUGCAGCCAGUUCCUCAUCCAUCAAACAGUCCACUCAUCAAAUCCAUGUAUUUCCAAUUUGGAGACAGGGAUGCUGUGGGGGACCAUGUUAAAGGCCUUACAGAAGUUUGGGUAGAUGACAUCAGUGGCUCUUCCCCUGUCCACUGAUGCUGUUACGCCAUUGUGGAAGGCCACUAGCUUGAUCAGGGAUAACUUGCCCUUGGAGCCAUGCUUGUUGUCUUUGAUCACCUUCAAGUUUUGUCUCUAAGCAUAACUUCCAGGAGAAUCUGUUCAGUCAUCUUCCCAGACACCAAGCUGAGGCUGACAGGUAGUUCCCUGGGUCGUACUUUCUACCAUUCUUAAAAUUGGGUGCAGUAUUGCAUAUUUUCUUGUCACCAGGGACUUUACCUGACUGCCAUAACCUUUCAAAUAUCAUCAAGAGUGGUUUGGCAACUACAUCAGCCUGUUCCCUCAGGGCUGUAAGAUGCAUCUCACUGGGACCAGUAGAUGUAUGGAUGUUCAGAUCCCUCUGGUGAUCAUGAACUUGGUCUUUGCUUACAUUUUUGGUUUGGAUGUGAUCUCUUCCUGGACAGACAAAAAUAAAAGUAGAGCCAGGCAUUGGAGAGAUUCUUUCAAAUUAAGAGACAGGGAAUAACAAAAUGCAGUCAUAUUGCAACUUCUAGAGUGAAUGCUGCUUAGAAAGCUAGAUCUUACACUGCUGUAUUAAAAAAAAAAAAAAAACAAAAAUGUCCUGCAUUGCUGCUUUUGUGGUGAACUUUCCCACCUACAUCUGAUAUGCUAUCAGAAAAGACAUUAAGGAUGAUGGUUCCUCUUUUUCCUGUUCAUCAGACUAAAGUGGUUGUGUCUGCCCUUUCUGGCUCCAUUAAUGGAAUGAGGUACAUAUGGAUAUCUUCAUAGAGGCAGGAUCACAGACUUUUUUCCCCCCAUUUUUACAUGUAAUAAAAUUAUUUCUUAUUUUCUUAGCUGAAUGAUUAUUAGGUGAAGCCAAAGGAAAAGGGAAGCAACACUUUGCAGUAAGGAACAAAAAAAGGGAGUCCACACAGCACUCUGAUGUGAAGAUCUGUACCAUGGAAAGUGGAUCUACUGCAUUUUCUUGCCUGUUUUUGGAGUUUGCCUUGGGAGGCUUACCAAGGGCUGGUUAGCAAGGCUGCUCAUAUUUUCAAGAAGUGGAACUGUAUUUCUGACACAACUUGUGAUGCACUUUAAAUCCAGCAAUUGAAUUUGAAUUUUUAACUUUUUAUUAAAGAGUUUGGGUAUUGGCAAUUUUCAUCCUUUAAAAAUCUGCACUAGAAUGUCACUUGUCUUGUUUGAGCAGGAGUUGAACAAGAGCACCUCUAGAGAUCUGCUCCAUUCUCAGCUGUUCUGUGAUUCUUUGACACUCUUGGGUGUUUUACCAAACUGAGGAGAGAAUUCUAGGCCUUUGUCUUUCCAAAACAAUAUUUUCAAGUGGAUACCGUAUUUUUCAAUGAAUAUUAUAUUUAAUCCUCUUACAGAUAGGGAUAAUGCAAUUUCUCUGUGGAGAGAGCAGAAGAAUCUGCCUGAAGGCUCAGAGAAUGUAUAAAUGCAUUUUUCCCUGUUGUUUCAAGAAAAAAAAAAAGCUUUUGUUUUUUGUUUGUUUGAACUAUUUCAAUCCAAAUAUUCUCAUAUUUGGAUUCUCAUAUUCUGUGUCAGCAUGGUGUAUAACCUGAUUUUGGAAGCUGAGUGAACGUCUGUUGUGGACUGAGCAGAGAUAGCUGAUCUAGGUUGCAUGCAUUUCUUAUAUACACAAGCCUCAGGGUUGUCCCUCCACCAGCAAGGGUGGCUGCAGGCUGGCCUAUUUAUGUUUGCUCAGUUGCCAACAGCUACUGAGACUUAAUGAGGCCUAAUAGCCGUUGUUGGUUUGGCUAAGCUAUGGAAAGGGACAGAGCUAGAUGGAGAAGAUGGAAGGUGAACACUUAAGCUGCUCUGGCAUAGCCUGGGAAGCAGCACCCCAAUCUGCCCAUAGCAGUCCAGCUCAGGUGAGGUCCUAGAAUGGCUGUGCAGCCUCCCGUCACAUCUCUGUGGCUGUGGGAUGCUAUUGUCCAGCAGUAAGAGGAACACACCUCUUUUAUUCUCCUAGUUAAAACAAUACACUUAUUUUCUCAUUUUUUUUUUAACAAAUACGCUUCCAUUACAUCUGCAGUGUUUGGCCUUCACUUUUGAACUCUGGGCAUUUACAUUUAUUCUUCAGUUCUCUUUGCUUAGUGUUUAAUUCUACCUUUUCUGAGGUAGAAUUAGAAGGUUCUAAACCUUCCCUGAAAUGGCACUUUCUCCCUUGAACUCUGUUUCUGGCCUCAGUUAUUUGCCUGUUUAUAUAGGGAGAGUAGAUAUGUAUGUAAAUAGCUGUUGCUUUGCCAUCGUAAUAUGAUCUUCAAAGGCUUGGACUGCAGUCACUUGGCUGCAUUCUUUACAUCAAACGUUUCUCUCAGCAAGCUGCUGCCAACAGAGUGCUGCAAGGGCCCAGUCCUGGUUAUUGCCUUCUGAUCCUACUCAACUAACAGUGCUUGUACACAUGAAACUGCUUUCAAGUUAGAGUUGUGCAAUGCUUAUGCAGUUAUGUUCGUUCCAUGAUUUUCUCAUUUUUAUUGAUGUCAUCUGGAAGUGAGCAUCAGCUCUUAACACCUUGUGACUGGUGUUGUUAAAAUCCAGAAGCUGAUAGUGAUGAAGGAAAGUUAGCCAGGUUCCAGCCCCAACUGACAACAGAGUGGUGUAGGAAAGGCUCUGCCCUUACUAUGGCAAUUCCUGAAUGGGCAGCAGUGCUACCUCUGCACUGCUGUGACAGCUGCAGCACUGCUGUCUUGUUUGUACCCUUGCUGCCUGUUAAUCUACAGGCUUCAUGGAGGUGGGGAUUUGCUGGUUGAACAAAUUUUCUUCUCCAGAAGAGCAAGGGAUUGCUUUGCCAGUAGAACUCUUCCCUCAUCAACAAAGUUGCUUUGCUGUGAGGUGGUGGAGCUUGAAAUGGGAGCCCUGGUGGGAAGGAAGCUGCAUACUCAGGGCUAGGAGAAGAGUGCUGGGAGGGGUCUUCUAUGGGAGAGGGGGAGAAGUAUAUCAACUGGGGUUGCAAAGUGCACCACAACCACCUGUAGCAAAAUCUACAAUGGAGAGGACCUGUAACUCCUUGAGAACAAAUCAGAAGGCCAACAAACACACACACAUAAUGCUAUCACAGCUUUCUCCGGUUCCACAUUUCAAAAUCUUUCUGAUGUUAUGAUUUCUAUUUUGGGGAAUGUAUGAGAUGGUUCAGCUGAUUAAGAGGAAAAAGUAGUACAAAUGUUUAGAAGCUAUAAUGAAGGAUUUCUGGGUUUUUUUCCUCCUUUUUGCACUAAUACCAAGUGAUAUCAAAAGGUAUUCUUAAAAAAAACAAUGUGGGUAACAAUGUUAAUGUUGUGGAGUGUUGAGUGGGCUCUGGAAGUUUCAUGUUUUUUACUCAACAAGUCAAGGAUGCUACAUCCAACUGCAAAAAUAGGGAGAGUGUCAGUAAGGAAAAUAUGUUAAUUAUCUACAUAACAUGAUCAUAUUCAGUGCUGCACACUGUGUGUUUUUACUAUCAGUUGUUAGGAAUUAAGCAAAGGAGGGAAAGUACUGUAAAAGCGCAGUGUGCAUGCAUAACUUAGAGCUGAAUAGAUCUAAAUGGUUAAAAAGGGGUUCUCUGCUAGAGAGGAGGAGGGGAGAGUAAGAGUGCAUUCCCAAAAAAGUACAUUCCCAAAAUAAAAAGCUUACAUCAUGGACCUCUUCAGCUUUCCCACACUUCUUUCCUAAUUAUUGUCCUGCAGGACAGCUGAUCUAUUUCAAACAGGAAGCUGUUUACAGAUAACACUUGCAACUGUGUUGUCUGAUUUGUUGAACUGUCGAAAAGCAAAAGACAACCUCUUUCAAAUUAAAAACUGUCAGACUUCUGUAAACAGCAGCAAUGAGGUUCAUCUGUGCAGUGUCCCUGCAGGCACAGAGUGUUCUGCAGUUUUCUCAGCAACCGUAAGGAGUCAGUGACCUGUAAGUGCUCAUUAUGAAGACAGAUCUGGUUUUCUUGGUGACUCUAAUUAGCCUUGCCUUCCUGUCACUGCUAAGGUCUGGAUAUCCUCAACAUAUUGCAGAGGAGUCCUGCUCUGUUCAGAUUCUUGUCCCAGGCCUCAAAGGGGAGGCCGGAGAAAAGGGGGAGAAAGGUGCUCCGGGUCGUCCAGGUAGAGUUGGCCCUCCAGGAGAAAAAGGAGAAAUGGGAGACAAAGGACAGAAAGGCAGCAUGGGACGGCAUGGAAAAAUUGGUCCUAUUGGUUCAAAAGGUGAAAAGGGAGAUAAUGGUGACAUAGGACCACCAGGUCCUAAUGGUGACCCAGGCAUCCCCUGUGAGUGUAGCCAGCUAAGGAAGGCUAUUGGUGAAAUGGAUAUCCAAGUGGCCCAGCUGACGACAGAACUAAAAUUCAUAAAAAAUGCACUGCCCUCCCCCGCAGCUGUUGCUGGUGUGCGUGAGACAGAUAAUAAGAUUUAUCUGCUGGUGAAGGAAGAAAAAAGAUACAAGGAAGCCCAGCUCUACUGCCAUGGAAGAGGAGGGACGCUGAGCAUGCCCAAGGAUGAGAAUGCCAACAAUCUGAUUGCCUCGUACAUCAACCAAGCUGGGCUCACCAGAGUUUUCAUUGGGAUUAACGACCUAGAGAAAGAGGGAAAUUUUGUCUAUUCUGACCGGUCACCCAUGCAGACCUUCAACAAGUGGCGCAGUGGGGAGCCCAACAAUGCCUACGAUGAGGAGGACUGUGUGGAGAUGGUGGCAUCUGGAGGGUGGAAUGACGUUGCAUGUCAUAUUACCAUGUAUUUUGUGUGUGAAUUCGAUAAAGAAAACGUGUAAGCUUGCUGGCUCUUUAUUUUAAGAAAAGUUUUUAAGCAGGUUGUAUAAGUUAGCCCAUGUUUAUAGAGUACAAGUAAUAUUUUACACAUAUGUGACAUCAGUGUUGUACAGCUGUAAAUACAAUUUAGGUAUUUCAAAUAUCGAUAUUUACCCUUCAGAAGGGAAGAGCACUGAUGAGUAAGAUAUAGAUUGGUUUUUUUCUGUAGAAGAGCGUAUGUAUUUAGAGAAAACUGUAGUCUGGGGCUAAAUUCUGCCCUCAAAGCAUUUAACACGUGUGAUGGUGUGAAUUUGGCCUCUAGUUUUCAGAGUGAUCAUUUCUGAAGAAAUAGAUUCUUAAUAUUCUUUUACCUUAGCAAAUUUAAUAGUUAUAGAUGUUAAUUGCUUGUAGCACUACAGGGAUACUCCAGCAAGAAGACAAAUAAUUUGCAUACUCCAGUUAAUUAGCACAAAUAUUACUAUUUUUUUGGGAUGUAAAGGUGUUACAACUCUUUUUUUUUUUUUUUUUUUUUUUUUUUUUUUUUAAGUAGCCAAGCCUAGUCAACAAAUUAAGAGUCCUGCCAAUUUUGUACAGUUUCUUUAUUAAAAUAUUCACAGAUAUAUCAUGAGAAGGCCCUUCAGUAAACAGUUUUAGUGCUGGCGGAGGAUUAACUUCAUGUAAUUCAGUACAGAAAGAGGGAUCCAUGCCAGAUGAGUGCUUUGGGAUUGGGUAAAGGUAAAAGAUUUUGGUUUUCUGCUAUCUUUAGUUGAAAAUGAUUCCGUGAAUGAACUGUUUAAGGCCUCAAACAAUUAUUUUUUUUAAAGUGUUUCUCAUUUGUUAAAGAUGAUCCUGGUACAUCAUGUUACAAAACAAACAAAAUACUGACCCUUCACUGUUUAAGGCAAAUUACAUUAGUGGACAACAAAUCUCAUAGAAGUGGUUUAGCUAAUUGUUUUGGCAGGAAAAAAGCCUAUAUAGUGACUCAGAUUGAGAGAGUGACCUCCUGAAAAGCAGCAAAAUUGUCCAAAAUUCUCCUGUUUAUGUAUAUAGCAAUAAUGUGAUUUUGCACAAAUAAUUUAUGUACUCAAUUGCGUAUGAUGGAAAAUGUGAUGUAUAUUUUAAGAAGUCAGCAACAUAAUUUCACAAAGGAAAUGAAUUACUUUGGAUCUUCCUAGGAGCCAGUUGCAUGACAUCUUAUUCUCACUGUUAGGCAUAGAAAAACUACAAAAUCUCAGACCGUUUUUUUUUUUCCAGGAAUACCCUACACAAUGUUUUAUGCUGUUUUUUAAGGAGAAAUGUUCCUUUGUAUAACAUAGCAAUCAGUAUAUUUAUCUGAUAAUUAUGGGAGAUUGGUCUACAAAGUAUCCAAAUUGGAUCUGGCUUGUGGUUCCACAGCAAGACAUGACCAACUGAAAUCAACGCUAAAGUGCCGUGAUACAUAACCAGCAGUCAGACAAUUCUGUUCAUAUCCACAGUCUAACAACAUUUGGUGUGAUACUAUUAUUAAAUACCUAAUAAACUAUUUUGUUUGAUAUA